Molecule: messenger RNA, 1580 nt
Organism: Parasteatoda tepidariorum (common house spider)
Lineage: Eukaryota; Metazoa; Arthropoda; Arachnida; Araneae; Theridiidae
Source: RefSeq, a predicted model, not a curated record
UAAUUUGGCGGGGAAAAAAUUAGUUUCAUGUAUUGGACAUUUCAGCCAUGCUCUGCCAAAAAGGGGAAAAAUGCACAUUGUUUUGAAAAGCGUUUUCUUAACUAAAUGAAUAUUAAUUUGAACUUAUAUAAUUACCACUUAAUGUAUAUUUACCACUUUUAGCUUCUGCUAAAGUUUAAAAAGUAUCGUAUCCACUUUUAUUGAAGUUAUUAAGUUUCCAGUCUUUACCAUUUGAUAAAAAAAAAAAGAGAAAAGAAAGAAAAUCUGAAAAAGGGAACUACGGCACCUAAUUGGAUCUGUAAAUACUGCUAAAGAUGGUCCCCUAUCUGGUGUACGAAUUCUCGAUUUGAGUAGAAUUGUAGCUGGACCUUUUUGUACUAUGCUAUUAGGAGAUCUCGGAGCGGAAGUCAUAAAAGUCGAAGCUCCAAACGGAGAAGAAACUCGUAACUUUGGGCCACCAUUCAUAAAAGAUGAGAGCGUGUAUUACAUGUCUGUCAACAGAAAUAAAAAGGGCAUCGUGGUCGAUAUUAAGAAACCAGAGGGUAAGCACCUAAUAAAAGAGCUAGCGAAAGAAAGUGAUGUUUUUGUUGAAAAUCUCGUUCCUGGAAAAAUGGCAAAAUUAGGAUUAGGCUAUGAGCAACUGAAGUCAGUAGCUCCGCAUUUAAUUUAUUGUUCUGUAUCAGGAUUUGGACAGACUGGUCCGUAUAGCUCUCGUCCGGGUGUUGAUCUCAUAGCUGCUUCAAUCGGCGGUUUCUUGCACAUCACCGGACCAAAAGAUGGAGAGCCAUGCUCAGUUCAAGUUCCCAUUACAGAUUUUAUUACUGGUACCUAUGCCCAUGCAGCAAUCAUGGCCGCUUUACUGCAGCGAGCAAAGACUGGUAAAGGGACAACUAUAGAGUGUGAUCUGUUGAGCUGUCAGUUGUCAACACUUAACUUCGCCGCAAAUUUUGUCCUGAAUGAUGGGGUCGAAAUCAACCGAAGGGGAACCUUGAGUGAUGUUCUUGCUCCCUACCAGGCAUUCAAAACCAAGGACGGCUACUUUUCUCUGGCAUGCCUCUCUGAUGAAAGAUUCAAAGAUGUCUGUGAAGCUCUAAGCGUUCCAGACCUUUCGUUGAAUCCUAAGUAUUCGAAAUUUCAAGACAGAAUGCAAAACAGAGAAGAACUUUCCAGUUAUCUUCAAACCAUUUUUGAAACCAAAACAACCGAAGACUGGGUGGAAGUGUUUGAUGGAAGUCCAGUGCCGAAUGGACCGGUCAACAGCAUGAAAGGUGUUUUCAAGGACCCACAAGUUAUACAUAAAAAUUUAGUUAAAGAAUUCAAACACUCAAGAGUAGGAAAUGUUAAAGUAGUCGGUCCUGCUGUGACAUUUAGCGAUUGCGUCAAUGAAGUACGAUCAUCAUCCCCAUAUUUGGGUGAACACACAGACGAAGUACUAAAAGAGAUACUUUCGUAUUCCAACGAACAAAUAGAGAAUCUAAGAAAAUCAAAAGUGGUGUUUUGAAUUGAAGUAGCACCCAAGAAUGUGGGCAUUUUUACGAAAGUUGAUGAAAUUUUAUUUUGAAUAAAUAUAUUUCUCUAAA